AUGUGUCCUCACUCAUCGGGAUGUAUUGCUGCACUCUUCUGCUGCACUCUUCUGCUGCACUCUUCUGCUGCACUCUUCUGCUGCACUCUUCUGCCGCACUCUUCUGCUGCACUCUUCUGCUGCACUCUUCUGCCGCACUCUUCUGCUGCACUCUUCUGCUGCACUCUUCUGCCGCACUCUUCUGCUGCACUCUUCUGCCGCACUCUUCUGCUGCACUCUUCUGCUGCACUCUUCUGCUGCACUCUUCUGCUGCACUCUUCUGCUGCACUCUUCUGCCGCACUCUUCUGCUGCACUCUUCUGCUGCACUCUUCUGCCGCACUCUUCUGCUGCACUCUUCUGCUGCACUCUUCUGCCGCACUCUUCUGCUGCACUCUUCUGCCGCACUCUUCUGCUGCACUCUUCUGCUGCACUCUUCUGCCGCACUCUUCUGCUGCACUCUUCUGCCGCACUCUUCUGCUGCACUCUUCUGCUGCACUCUUCUGCCGCACUCUUCUGCUGCACUCUUCUGCUGCACUCUUCUGCCGCACUCUUCUGCUGCACUCUUCUGCUGCACUCUUCUGCCGCACUCUUCUGCUGCACUCUUCUGCUGCACUCUUCUGCCGCACUCUUCUGCUGCACUGUUCUGCUGCACUCUUCUGCCGCACUCUUCUGCUGCACUCUUCUGCCUCACUCUUCUGCUGCACUCUUCUGCCGCACUCUUCUGCCGCACUCUUCUGCCGCACUCUUCUGCUGCACUGUUCUGCUGCACUCUUCUGCCGCACUCUUCUGCUGCACUCUUCUGCCUCACUCUUCUGCUGCACUCUUCUGCCGCACUCUUCUGCUGCACUCUUCUGCUGCACUCUUCUGCUGCACUCUUCUGCCGCACUCUUCUGCCGCACUCUUCUGCUGCACUCUUCUGCCGCACUCUUCUGCCGCACUCUUCUGCCGCACUCUUCUGCCGCACUCUUCUGCCGCACUCUUCUGCCGCACUCUUCUGCUGCACUGUUCUGCUGCACUCUUCUGCCGCACUCUUCUGCUGCACUCUUCUGCCUCACUCUUCUGCUGCACUCUUCUGCCGCACUCUUCUGCUGCACUCUUCUGCUGCACUCUUCUGCUGCACUCUUCUGCCGCACUCUUCUGCCGCACUCUUCUGCUGCACUCUUCUGCUGCACUCUUCUGCUGCACUCUUCUGCUGCACUCUUCUGCUGCACUCUUCUGCUGCACUCUUCUGCUGCACUCUUCUGCUGCAGGAUGUCGAGAUCCAGGUCUUUGAGAGUGGUGGUCUCAUCCACAGCCACCUUCUCCAUGCUGCGCCCCUGUGUUCUCGGAGCUGCACUCUCACACUCACCUCUGCUUGA
Molecule: messenger RNA, 1338 nt
Organism: Closterium sp. NIES-65
Lineage: Eukaryota; Viridiplantae; Streptophyta; Zygnematophyceae; Desmidiales; Closteriaceae
Source: the annotation of a GenBank genome assembly